AUGAACAAAACGUACGGUGUCACUCCAGCAAUUAGCACUGCUGGACCCUCCUCCGAGGAGACUCGUCUGAAUGACCUGCUGGUAGACGAACUGAGAAGACAGGGUUCCUUUGAAAGUGAAGCGGCGACACUGAAGCGUGCAAAGGUCUUGAAAACCCUCCAACAACUGACCCAGGAGUUCGUCUAUAGUGUUAGCAAGAGCAAGAACAUGGACGAAGGAAUGGCAAAGGACGCUGGGGGCAAAAUUUUCACUUUUGGCUCUUAUCGUUUAGGUGUGUAUGGACCAGGUUCGGAUAUUGAUACGUUGGUGGUCUUUCCUAAGCACAUCAAUAGAGAGGACUUUUUCACGGUAUUCGAAAAAAUUUUGAGACAAAGACCUGAACUGGAAGAAAUACAAAGUGUUCCAGACGCAUUUGUACCAAUUAUCAAAAUGGAGUUUGAUGGAAUAUCAAUUGAUCUGAUUUGUGCUAGAUUGGACAUUCCCAGAGUGCCGUUGAACCUGACUUUAGAUGACAAAAAUCUGCUGAAAAACAUAGACGAAAAGGAUUUAAGAGCAUUGAACGGUACAAGAGUCACUGAUGAGAUCUUGUUAUUGGUACCGCAGCCAACAGUAUUCAAACAUGCUUUAAGAGCAAUCAAGAUUUGGGCCCAAAGGCGUGCCGUUUACGGAAACGUAUUUGGCUUUCCAGGUGGUGUCGCAUGGGCAAUGCUUGUUGCAAGAAUAUGCCAGUUAUACCCUAAUGCUGUUUCUGCAGUGAUUAUUUCCAAAUUUUUUGUCAUUCUGGGGCAGUGGAAUUGGCCCCAACCUGUUCUUUUGAAGCCUAUCGAAGAUGGUCCAUUGCAAGUUAGAGUGUGGAACCCUAGACUUUAUCCUCAUGAUAAAUACCACAAGAUGCCGGUUAUUACUCCGGCAUAUCCCUCAAUGUGUGCUACCCACAACAUCACUGAAUCUACAAAGAAGGUAAUUUUACAGGAAUUCCAGAGGGGCAGUGGGAUUGUCACAGAGAUCUUUAGCGGAGCCAAAAAAUGGAGUGACUUGUUCACUAAACACGAUUUUUUCCGACGCUAUAAGUUUUAUCUGACUGUUAUUGCAGCCACGAAAGGAAGCUCUGAAGAGCAAAAGAAGUUUGCCGGAAUGGUGGAAUCCAAACUUAGAUUGCUGGUUCAGAAAUUGGAGAACAAUGAGAACAUCAACUUAGCCCACCCAUUCGUGAAAACAUUUGACCAGGCUUAUCUAGUAGAUUCCAUUGCUCAACUAGACAGCGUCUUAGAGCAUACUGGAACACUCAGUGGGGAAGAGUACUUGAAAACGCUGACGCCGUACAGUGCGGAAGCACAGUCAGAUGCUUCAUCUGAAGGUAAAGUUGAAGUUCGUUUGACCAGAUUCUACAUUGGCCUACAAAUCAACUUAAAAAACCAAAGGGACAAGAAACUUGAUAUCCAACAACCAUGCACUGAAUUUUACACUCUAUGUCAGUCAUGGCCCAACUUCAAUAAGGACAUAUACUCACUCUCCAUCAAACAUGUAAAGUUGUACAACCUUCCGUCCGAUGUGUACGAUCCAGAUGAAGAGAGACCCGUUAAAACAAAAGGAGACUCUACCCAUUCUAAGAGGAUCAAAUCGGACCCAGCGGGCAAGAAGAGACCAAAAAGUUAG
Messenger RNA from Komagataella phaffii GS115, 1656 nucleotides. Its product is annotated as Poly(A) polymerase. The record is from RefSeq and is a predicted model, not a curated record. The coding region runs from base 1 to 1656 and encodes 551 amino acids. The transcript has a single exon. Lineage: Eukaryota; Fungi; Ascomycota; Pichiomycetes; Pichiales; Pichiaceae. Gene Ontology annotation, molecular function: poly(A) RNA polymerase activity; RNA binding. Gene Ontology annotation, cellular component: nucleus.